Molecule: messenger RNA, 1206 nt
Organism: Rasamsonia emersonii CBS 393.64
Lineage: Eukaryota; Fungi; Ascomycota; Eurotiomycetes; Eurotiales; Trichocomaceae
Product: glucuronoyl esterase
Exons: 2
Coding region: 1-1206 (401 amino acids)
Source: RefSeq, a predicted model, not a curated record
AUGAUCCUCGACAGUCUCCUUCCAGCACUUCUUUUCAGCACCGCUGCCCUUAGCGCUGCGAUCCCUGAUCCAGCACCCUGUCCUACGCUCCCCAGCAAUCCUACCCUGACGCAAAUCCCAAAACUACCAGACCCCUUCUCCUGGUAUCCCGCCGCGAGCGACGGCCGCGUCAGCAAUCUCGCGGAAUGGCAGUGCCGUCAAGACGAAGUCAGCACCCUGUUGCAGGAGCUCGAGCUGGGCACAAAACCUCCUGCUCCGUCCAAGGUCACUUCGUCAUUUACGUCUGGUGGCACGACGGGGACGUUGACCAUCAACGCCACCGAGGGAGACGAGAAUAUCUCCCUCAGCGUCGCGAUACAGUAUCCUUCGUCCGGCACGGGUCCGUUCCCUGCGAUUAUUGCCUACGGCGGUCUCAGCAUUCCGCUUCCGUCCGGUGUUGCUGCGAUCGUCCUCGACAACAGUGCCAUUGCGCAGCAGGACAGCACGGCCAGUCGCGGCUUGGGCCUCUUCUACCAGCUGUACGGCAAGAAUGCCGCUGCGGGAGCUCUGAUCGCGUGGGCAUGGGCGACGUCCUUGGUCAUCGACAGGCUAGAAGUGACGCCAGAGGCCAAUAUCGACGUCACCAAGAUUGGCAUCACAGGCUGCUCGCGAAACGGCAAAGGCGCUCUCGUCGCAGGGGCCUAUGACUCGCGCAUUGCGCUCACGAUCCCUCAAGAGUCUGGCUCGGGCGGCUCCGCGUGUUGGCGUCUCUCCGACGCAGAAGAAGGCGCUCCUCAGCUGGUGCAGACAGCUAGCGAAAUCGUCACGGAGAAUGUCUGGUUCUCGACUGCAUUCAACGCCUUUUCGAACCAGACGACGCUGCUCCCCUUUGACCACCACAUGCUGGCCGGGCUGAUCGCCCCGCGCGCGCUGUUCGUCAUCGACAACUCGGGAUAUCAAUGGCUGGGGCCGUGGAGUUGCUGGGGUUGCAUGACAGUCGCCCAAAAGAUAUGGGUGGCCCUGGGCGUUCCAGACAAUAUGGGCUUCUCCAUGUCCGCGAAUCAUUCUCACUGCGUCUUCCCGGACUACCAGCAGCCAGAGUUGUUUGCAUUUAUCAACAAGUUUCUGCUCGACCAGCCGGCCAAUACGUCAAUUCAGAAGGACUAUGCCAAUAUCACGUUUAAUGUCGAUGACUGGGUUACGUGGGAUGUCCCGCAGCUUGCUUGA